Messenger RNA from Marmota monax (woodchuck), 560 nucleotides. RefSeq names its product annexin A5 (gene Anxa5). The record is from RefSeq and is a predicted model, not a curated record. Gene Ontology annotation, cellular component: cytoplasm. Gene Ontology annotation, molecular function: calcium ion binding; calcium-dependent phospholipid binding. Lineage: Eukaryota; Metazoa; Chordata; Mammalia; Rodentia; Sciuridae.
GCGGGGCCGGCGGGGCGUUUCCGCUGCUGGGCGCUGGCCGAGAGCCUGCCGCGCCUUCCCGCUGCGCACUCCGCUCGGCCGCUGCCCCGCUGCCCGCGCUGCCCCGCUCCCCGCAGGUCCGGCCAGGGUCCCGUCCGGCAGCGUCGCCUCCCCCACCUCCCGCGCCAUGGCACAGGCUCUCAGAGGCACCGUGACGGACUUCCCUGGAUUCGAUGACCGGGCUGAUGCAGAAACUCUUCGGAAGGCCAUGAAAGGCCUGGGCACCGACGAGGAGAGCAUCCUGACUCUGCUGACAUCUCGGAGCAACGCGCAGCGCCAGGAGAUCGCCGAGGCCUUCAAAACUCUGUUUGGCAGGGAUCUCCUGGAUGACCUGAAAUCAGAACUGACUGGAAAAUUUGAGAAACUGAUCGUGGCUCUGAUGAAGCCUUCCCGGCUGUACGACGCCUACGAGCUGAAGCACGCUCUGAAGGGAGCCGGGACAAAAGAGAAAGUCCUGACAGAAAUCAUUGCUUCAAGGACACCUGAAGAACUCAGAGCCAUAAAGCAAGUGUAUGAAGAAG